Messenger RNA from Colius striatus (speckled mousebird), 1177 nucleotides. RefSeq names its product WD repeat domain 55 (gene WDR55). Gene Ontology annotation, molecular function: protein binding. The coding region runs from base 23 to 1132 and encodes 369 amino acids. The transcript is spliced from 8 exons. The record is from RefSeq and is a predicted model, not a curated record. Lineage: Eukaryota; Metazoa; Chordata; Aves; Coliiformes; Coliidae.
ACGCCGGCGCGCGCCGGCCGCCAUGGCGGAGCCCGGGGAGGGCUGCGCGGAGCCCGAGGUGCGGGAGCCGCGGCUGCGGGACACCCCCGAGGACAUCUGCUUCGAGGCCACGGCCAACGCCAUCGCCCUGCACCCGGAGCGGCCCCUGCUGGCGGCGGGGGACGUGGACGGCGAUGUGUACCUGUACUCGUACUCGUGCACCGAGGGCGAGAACCGGCAGCUCUGGUCCUCGGGGCAUCACCUCAAGUCGUGCCGGGACGUGGCGUUCUCCCAGGAUGGGCAGAAGCUUCUCACGGUGUCCAAGGACAAGGCUGUGCACGUCCUGACGGUGGAGGAGGGACGGCUGGAAACCCGCAUCCCCAAGGCCCACGGCUCCCCUCUCAACUGCCUGCUGCCCAUCGACCAGCACACCCUGGCCACGGGCGACGACGGCGGCACGCUCAAGCUGUGGGACCUGCGCAAGGGCAGCGCGGUGCUGGAGGCGCGGCAGCACGAGGAGUUCAUCAGCGCCAUGGCCGUGGACGCACACGGCAAGAUCCUGCUGAGCGCCAGCGGUGACGGCACCCUGGGCGUCUUCAAUGUGAGGAGACGGCGCUUCGAGCUGCUCUCAGAGCCGCAGAACGGGGACUUGACGUCUGUGGUGCUGCUCAAGAGAGGGAAGAAGGUGGCGUGUGGCUCCAGUGAAGGCACCAUCUACCUCUUCAACUGGGACGGCUUCGGGGCCGCCAGCGACCGCUUUGCGCUGCGGGCCGAGUCGGUGGACUGCAUGGUGCCCGUCACCGACAGCAUCGUGUGCGUGGGCUCGCUGGACGGCGUCAUCAGGGCCGUGAACGUGCUGCCCAGCCGCGUGCUGGGCUGCGUGGGGCAGCACCCGGCAGAGCCCAUCGAGCGCCUGGCGCUGGCCCCGGGCGGGCAGCUGCUGGCCAGCUGCGCCCACGACCAGAAGGUGAAGUUCUGGGACGUGUCGGCGCUGGGGACCAUGGUGGUGGACGACUACCGCAAGAAGAAGAAGAAGGGCGGCCCGCUGCGGGCCCUCAGUGCCAAGGCGGCCGCCAGCUGCCAGGAGUUCUUUGCCGACCUGAGGGAUGAGGCCAAGGCGGCUGCGGGCAGCGACGGUGACAGCAGCGACUGAGGGGCCCCGGCACUGAGGGGGCUCCUGGGCUCGGAGGGGGGCACU